UUGGAGAGUAUUUCCAAUUCCAAGAAGUCUACUGUGUAUGAUAAAAAACUGAGUGGUUGGUAGGAAAAUGUCAUGAAAUGGAUAAAUCGAUUAUGUGGGGUGUUAUAACUAUUUAUUAGUGCUAUAGAUAAACUUAAUAUCUUCGUGUUUAUUAUCAGUGCGCGUUUUCAUACAUACUGCAGGGCUUGUAAAGGGCAGAAAAGCCAUUGCAUCAUUAUUGUCUUCAAGCACCAACCCCAUCUAAGUGCGACAUCGUAGUGUGAUUUUAGUUAUUGACCAUGGCCUUGUGGACAAAGACGCAAAACCUUCAAGGAGAAGCUCUACAGCAGAUAAGGGCCCUGUAUGGAGAGCACUUUCCAAUAGAAGUACGUCAUUUCCUUGCGCCAUGGAUCGAAGAAAAAAUAAAUGAUAUAAAUCCUGAUAACCAACAACAUGAGCAUUUUGCACACAAUCUAUUCACAUCCUUUCUACAAGAGUUGGAGACGAAAGCUAGCACUUUUGUAACAGAGGAGCUGUUUUUGUCGAAGCUCAAACUUGCCGAAGCUGCUAAAAUGUUCAGGCAACGUUACUGCCAGAACCCACUCAGUUUGUUUCGAAUCAUCAAGCACUGCUUGGACACAGAGAUGAGACUAAUACAUGAGGGAGAAGUGAUGGGGCUGGGUAUCAUGCCGACGGGAGUGGUGGCCGAUAUAACAGCUGUGGAGAUCAUGCAACAACUGGAACUGUUCCGCAGUCGCACACAGAUGACUAGCGAGGACCUGCGGAAAUUGGAGCAAGAACAGGAAUCAUUCGCACUACAUUACCACGAGUGCAACAAACUCAACGCGCAUUUGACUCACUUGCAAGGCUCUCCUCAAAAUCCCCAGAAUGUGGAAGCUGAAAAGAGAAUAAGAAAGCAGAAGGAAAUGUUUGAUCAAGUUCUUAAUCAAAAGGUGGCCAGCCUUAUGCAGCUCCAGAUGGCCCUAGCCGACAAAUUGAAGGAGACAGUAACACACCUGUCGACUCUGCAGUCCCGUAUUCUAGACGAUGAACUUAUUCGGUGGAAGAGAGACCAACAAUUGGCUGGCAACGGAGCAAAGUUCAACAGUAACUUGGACACUAUUCAGGAAUGGUGUGAAAGUUUGGCAGAGAUAAUCUGGCUGAACAGACAGCAGAUCAAAGAGGCCGACAGAUUGAAACAGAAACUGGGCAUCAACCCACCGGGUACUCCAGACAUACUCCCCAAUCUGAGCGUCCAAGUCACGCAACUCCUAUCUUCACUUGUCACAAGCACAUUUAUCAUUGAAAAGCAGCCGCCUCAAGUGAUGAAAACUAACACGAGGUUCACAUCAACAGUGCGCCUUUUGGUGGGGGUCAAGUUGAACGUCAACAUGAACCCUCCAGUGGUGAAAGUUACCAUCAACAGUGAGUCGCAGGCCAAUGCUCUGCUGAAGAACGACAAGAUAGGUAAAGGUGAGGCCAGUGGGGAGAUACUCAAUAACACCGGUACCAUGGAGUAUCAUCAGGCCACUCGUCAGCUGUCUGUCAGUUUCAGAAAUAUGCAGCUGAAGAAAAUCAAACGGGCAGAGAAGAAGGGCACUGAAUCAGUCAUGGAUGAGAAAUUCUCAUUGCUGUUUUCCUCCCAAUUUUCAAUUGGAGGAGGUGAAUUAGUUUUUCAGGUGUGGACUUUGUCACUGCCGGUGGUGGUGAUAGUCCACGGGAACCAGGAGCCCCACGCCUGGGCCACUGUCACAUGGGACAACGCCUUCUCGGAACCAGGCCGAGUGCCGUUUGCUGUGCCAGAGAAAGUGUCUUGGGUACAGGUCGCCGAGGCCCUCAACAUCAAGUUCACCGCAGCAACUGGUCGCCCACUGUCCGAGGACAACCUGAGGUUUCUUGCUGAGAAAGCGUUCAGGGCCCAACACACAGAUUACAACAGUCUUUCCCUGAGUUGGUCGCAGUUUUGCAAGGAGCCCCUUCCUGAAAGGAAUUUCACCUUCUGGGAGUGGUUUUAUGCUGUAAUGAAACUGACCAGGGAGCAUCUGAAAGGCCCUUGGAUGGAUGGAUUAAUAAUGGGAUUUGUCCGCAAAAGACAAGCAGAGGAAAUGUUGUCGUCUUGUGCGAGUGGGACAUUCCUUCUCCGCUUCUCUGACUCCGAACCAGGUGGCGUGACCAUUGCUUGGGUGGGCGGAGAGUCAUCAGAAGUAUUCAUGCUGCAGCCAUUUACCAGCAAAGACUUCACAAUCCGUUCCCUUGCCGAUCGGAUAUCCGACUUGCCUCACUUGGUCAACCUCUACCCUGACAUCUGUAAAGUGACGGCCUUCAGCAAAUACUACACACCUUUCACAGAGAACCAGCCAACAUCGAACAACGGAUACGUCAAGCCUCUUUUGGUAACACACAUUCCGGGUAUGGGAGGACAGCCUGGUAGUAACAUCAACAGUUACCCCAACACACCGCAGACAAUGUUCCAGCCACAGUCUCCCGACACAGCUUCCGUCAUGUCAGACCCUGUCAGUUACCCCUAUGGUCCGGGUGACAUGGAUUACAAUGAAUUCAUGAGCAACCUGCCGGCGUUUGACGAGGUGAACGUGGAUCAACUACCGGGCGGUCUCAAUUUCUUCGAUCUCAUGAGCCAGUACCAGAACAGCCAGACGUGAACCGGGUCACUGUCGCCGCCGGGAUGGUUAGUUAGCAAGAAAAUCUUGCAACUCUAGUGUGAUGUCCACAACUGGAAAGCAUUUUGAUGUCACAAAUAAGAUGAUCCACCAGUUCAUCUGCUGAAGAUGUCUAUACAUUUUAAAAUGUUUUUAAUUACUGACUAAAUUACGUGGUUUAAAUAUUUUUAUUGUAUAAGAAAACUUAAUUUGAAAAUAGCUUUCAAGAAAUAUGACUGUAGGAAAUAUAUGAAAAGUUAAAAGUUGUUAGCGUUAUCACAAACGUUCAGAUGUUAGGUGAAUGAUUCUUAGAAAUAUACUCAGUUAAGAAAACACAUAUAAAGUUAAAUAAUAUCAAUAUAUUGUUGAUAAUAUUCAGUGCAAAUGGUGUCCUUGAGAAUGUUAAAAUAAAUAACUGUAAGCAUUGUAGAAAGCUUUACAAUGUUAGUAAAUAUAAAGCAGCAAUA
Molecule: messenger RNA, 3103 nt
Organism: Homalodisca vitripennis (glassy-winged sharpshooter)
Lineage: Eukaryota; Metazoa; Arthropoda; Insecta; Hemiptera; Cicadellidae
Gene: Stat92E
Product: signal transducer and activator of transcription 5B
Exons: 18
Coding region: 279-2639 (786 amino acids)
Biological process (GO): regulation of cell population proliferation; defense response; regulation of transcription by RNA polymerase II
Molecular function (GO): DNA-binding transcription factor activity, RNA polymerase II-specific; RNA polymerase II cis-regulatory region sequence-specific DNA binding
Source: RefSeq, a predicted model, not a curated record